GAUGAUCGCGUACAUGAUGUUAGGAAAUGACCACUUGAAGAAAGGAGAAUAUGAUAAUAGUAUAUUAUACGGUAACAAAUGUCUUGCCAUCGCCAAAGAAUCUGGUGAUAAAGAAAGAGAGAUGGAUGCGAACACUAUGUUAGGAAAUGCCUACUCAAAGAAAUAAAGAAUACGAUGAUGCUCACUCCUUCUUUACAGAAGCCAAGACAAUUGCGAGGGAACCAGAGGACAACCACAAAGUCUCAUAUCUUGGAAUACGUAUUAACGAAAUUUCUGAAAUAGUUGGCAUGUCUGAAGGACAUAGUGAAUUAGUAUCACCCCUGAAGGAGUUUCCAGAUGUUGUUCAGGAAAAUGAAAGUCUUUUCCAUUCGUUUUUUCGCUUCUUGCAUCUUAAAGCAAACUACAAAUACGAGGAAGCUAUUUCAUGUCUUGAGGAUUUUAUGGCGCACGGAAAGAACAGUAUCAAUGAAGAUGAAUAUCGUGAACUCUUAUGGACUUGUAAGCAAAACAUCUCAGAGUUGCAUGUAUUACUUAAGGACUACGAUAAGGGCAUACAGUAUCAACAAGAAGCACUUGAUGUCGCACGCAAACAGGGCUCAAAGGCCAAUCAGGCAAAGACCCAUUUUAGCCUAGGCAAAGUCUAUUAUAAACUUAAGAAGUUUGAGAAUGCAGAGARGUCAUUCAAAGAAUCGUUAACGUGCUAUGAAUUGAUAUUUGUUGGUCUUAAGCAAAACGAUCGAUUCAAAAUAGCUUUCAUUGAUAAAUACAAAGAGACUUUCAAGCUGCUUCUAAAGGUUCUUAUUGAAAGAAAUAAGAAAGAAGAAGCUCUGUCAUUGUCUGACCACUAUCGUGCAAAAGCCCUGAAAGAUCUCCUUGUUUCAAACUAUGGAAUGAAGAAAGAACAAACUGCUGAUGAGGAUUUACAGUACGCCGAUGUCCAGUCUCUUGUCUCCAGCAGUGAUUACACUCUUCUGUUUUAUUCAACGUGUUUUGACGAGUUGUCAAAAGUUGGAUUUUCAGUCCAACGUUUUAAAUACUGUGAUACAUGUGUAGACAAGCUUGUUGAUGAAAGAUUUGAAGAUAUGAAAGUACCGCGUCAAGUAAUCCACUGUGAGGACAGAUCAUUAGACAACAUGCACUACUCUGAAGAAAACAAGAAUCCAAAAGAUGAUGAAUUAACGCAGCUGUUGAUUCAACAGAGAGAAAAGAGAUUAUCACGAUAUUGCCGUUCUACUUGUGUAUGCAGAGAAAACCCAUCGGAAAACUGCGAUGAGAGCAGACUGACCAGUGGCCUGGAAAUAUUGUAUCAAAAGUUAAUAAACAAUAUCAAAUCUUUGAAUAAACAAGACGAAAUGGUCAUUAUUCCUGAAGGUCCUUGGUACAGAUUACCAUUUGCUGCCCUACGGGACCCAGACACGGGACAGUAUUUGUCUGAAAGAAUGCGGAUUAGAAUGGCUCCUUCAAUGGCAUCUUUAAAGUUCCUCCAAGAAUAUCCAGUGAAGCAUCACUCCAGAAACGAGGCAUUAAUUAUUGGCAAUCCCAUAGUUGGUGAAGUCAUGUUGGAUAGAGCUCCGUUUAAAUUUGCCCCCUUACCAGGCGCAGAAAAAGAGGCAGAUGAAAUAGCUCUCAUACUUAAAGUUACGUCGUUAUUGGGAACUAAGGCUACAAAGCCCGUUGUCAUAAAGAGACUACAAGAAGGAGCGUCUGUUGUUCACAUUGCUGCGCACGGUAGCCUGGAAAAGGCCACAAUCGUACUUGCUCCUUCUCCUGAGAUAAGAAAAACAAAGAUCCCAGAUGAAAAAGAUUACAUGCUGACCAUGGCUGAUGUACAGCAAACUCAAGUACGUGCACAGUUAGUUGUGUUAAGCUGCUGUUACAGUGGACGUGGUGAGAUUAAAGCUGAAGGUGUAGUUGGUAUGUGUCGCGCCUUUCUCGCGUCAGGUGCUCGUGCUGUAGUGGGUUCCCUGUGGGCCAUCAAUGACGAUGCUACUUUGAUGUUUAUGAAAAAGUUUUACAAGUAUCUGAAGGACGGCAAGAACGCAAGUACCAGCCUAAAUCUGACGAUGAAGGACAUGAAAAGAACGCCACAAUACAGUGAACCAAAGUAUUGGGCUCCUUUCUUCUUGAUGGGCGAUGAUGUGACGAUCCAGUUCAAAGAUUAGCACAGUAAAGAUGAUAUUUUUUGAGGAAAGUUUCCUUUGGACAUUAUUUCCAUAAACAGUGAGUAAAAUAUAACAAUUAUCAAGUUUAAAGAUUCAAAGGAUUAACAGUAUGUAUUCACUUUAGUGCAAAACCUGUUUUAGUUGGGAGGGGCGUAGAUCAAGAACACGACAACGAGGUCAGUGAGGCAAAGAGAAUAUAAUGUUCAAGAUUCUUGCUUUAGUAUCAUUUUCUUAGUUUCCUUGUUAUCAUCAUGUCAGUACCUCACAGCUAAAAGGGUUUUGCUACUGUAUAUAUAAAACAUAAAGUGUGCGCUAAGUUAGAACUACAUAAAGCACCUAGACUAGGACACCGACCCUGAUAACGAGAGUUAACUGUAUUGACGGGUACCUUCAUGUAACCAAUAUUGAAUGACAUGUGACUGUGAAGGUGUGAGGUGUGAGUUGUAGAGUACCUGAACUAGCUCAUGGUAUGUUGGUAGAACAUUAUUAGUCAGCUUUACUGUCUCGUUUUAAACUUUUUUAAAAAUUAUUUCAUUAUUAAUAAGGUUUGAAUAAUGAUUUAGGAUUGGAUUUUGACAAUGUACGUCAGUCAAUUUUCUAGCAAGCAUUGAAUGCUUAUCUCAAUUAGGUCAAGUCGGGGGGAAUCUUAACUAUUAAUAAGAAAAGUUGGUUCAUUGAACUAAUCUAAUUUAGUCUAGGGGAGAAUAUAGGGAUUCACUGUUUGGGUGGAGAGUAACAAUGUUGCCAGUUUGAUGAAGUCCUCAAGCCCUAUUCUAUCUGUACAUAGAUACAACUAUAAUAUUAAUUCUUUCCGUUCGUUGGAACGAUUUCUUAGCAUGGCAAAAUCGCUGGAUUGUGGUCCAGCUUGGGUGCAUAAAAUCUUUAACUCACCUUGCAUUACAAUGAGUUAAUCGUACCCAAGCCAGACAAGAACGAUUCUGGUUAGACUUCAGGAGAAAAUAAGUCUUCAAUAACUACAUUUGUAGCUGAGUAACUUUCAGUUGACCAUCCAAAGUUCAAAGAAAGGCUGGUAGCGACCUAGUCGUGCAUAAGAUUGUGGGGACAAUAUCGAAAAGCUCCGCCAUCUUACGUCCCCCAUUCAGCCCCAUAAUCCUUUUCACUUCAAGGAGGUUAAGAGUCUUAGUUCUUCAAACUUUGGAAAAGCGAAGUCAACUGACCGUAUUACUCGUAGAAUUAAACACAAACAAAUUUUUUCUUUAGAUAUAGAGAGGGGUUUUACGACAGCCAUGUCGUUUCCAAAAGAAGAACACUCUUAUUGCUGUUCCUUACAACAUAUGUUUGCCAUUAAGCCCCUCUGUUGGUUUUAUUUCAAAACAAAAAUAUAGAAAAAUAUAAUAUUCACACUUUAUAUUCGUUGGGUUUUACAAGCCAAUGCUUCGUAUAUAAAAAAAAUUGUAGAAAGAAUAAAUAGCGAAGGCAUUGAGUGUAUUUUUGGUAUUUUGACUUUAUUAUUAAACUAGUUAGUUAUUGAA
This is a messenger RNA of Actinia tenebrosa (Australian red waratah sea anemone), 3655 nucleotides long. RefSeq lists its product as uncharacterized. The record is from RefSeq and is a predicted model, not a curated record. NCBI's taxonomy places the organism in Eukaryota, Metazoa, Cnidaria, Anthozoa, Actiniaria, Actiniidae.